UCGGAGAUGUGCUGAAUUGACCCUGGAACAUGGAAACGAGGACUGACGAUGAGGAGGCCCCAACGGACCCAGCGGCCAGGAAACACAAACAUCAUGAUUACACGGAGCAGGAUUUUGAAGGUCACAGAGCGCACACGGUGUUCGUCGGCGUGCACGUGCCUGCCCGGAGACACUCGCAUCGGAAACACAAACACCACCAUCGCGAUGGGGAGGACGAUCGACCUGGGCCGAUAUUUCCUCGAGGCAGACGACUGAGCGUCACAGAAGAUGGCGAAACAUUGACACCUCCGGCUCAACGAGUACAAUUUAUUCUUGGAGAAGAUGUGGACGAUGCCACUCUUGAAUCGCACCCACUUUUCUCCGAAAUGGAAGAGCUGGUUAAAGAGGGAGAUGAACUGGAAUGGAAAGAAACCGCCCGAUGGAUAAAAUUUGAAGAAGAUGUAGAAGAAGGCGGCAACAGGUGGUCGAAACCUCACGUCGCCACUCUAUCCCUCCAUUCGCUCUUUGAACUUCGAAGCUUAAUUCUGAACGGCUCCGUGAUUUUAGACAUUGAGGCUAACUGCUUGGAACAGGUCGCGGACACUGUUUUAGAUCAUAUGGUGGUCGAUGGGUGCUUAGGAUACGAUAGUAGAGACAAGGUUAAGGAUGCCCUGUUAAGGAAACAUAGGCAUCAGCAUGAAAAACGAAAUCACAAUAACAUGUCACGGUUGCCACUAAUCCGAUCACUGGCUGAUAUUGGGAAGAAUCAUUCGUCUUGCAAAAAUUUCCAGGACGGUGGGUCUCGACGCAGCUCGAGUAGUCGGUCCACCUCGUCUCCCAACACCGCUCUGCUGCAUGCUGCUGACGCAAGAGGCUCCUACCUAGCAGUGUCAGGUGGUAUGCAACAAGAAGAGGGAAUGAUAAAAAGUCCAAGUAGUCUUUCAAUGCUUCGGAAUCACAGUUGCGGUGAUCUUCCAAUGAAUGGCGACAUAAAUCAUAAAAGCAAUACGCAUUUUAUGCGUAAGAUACCACCCGGUGCCGAGGCUUCCAACAUACUGGUCGGAGAAGUUGACUUCCUAGAGAAAACUUUAUCAGCUUUUGUCAGACUCAAAUCAGCUACAAUUAUGGGUGAUUUAACUGAAGUUCCCGUCCCGACACGAUUCAUGUUCGUACUACUCGGUCCACCAAACAGUAAUUCCAGUUUUCAUGAAAUCGGUCGAGCAAUGGCAACUCUUAUGUCAGAUGAAAUUUUCCAUGAAGUUGCAUACCGAGCAAAGAAACGUGACCACUUACUAGCUGGUAUAGAUGAAUUUUUAGAUGCUGUCACAGUAUUGCCACCCGGAGAGUGGGAUCCCACUAUUCGUAUUGAACCUCCAGCUGCUAUUCCAUCCCAAGAUCCCAGAAAACGUCCAAAUGAAAAUAAUCCUAAAGAAGAACUAGACGAAGAAGAAGAAGAACAAAAACAAAGAGAAGAAUCGGGUUUAUCUAGGACAGGGAGGCUAUUUGGAGGCCUAAUCAAUGAUCUUAAGAGAAAAGUGCCUUGGUACUGGUCCGAUUUUAAAGACGCGCUAGCGAUACAAUGCGUCGCCUCCUGGAUUUUUCUCUACUUCGCUUGCUUAUCGCCUAUUAUAACUUUUGGAGGAUUAUUAGGAGAAGCGACUGGAAAAAAUAUGGCUGCAAUGGAAUCCUUGAUUUCUGGAUUUGUGUGUGGAAUGGGAUAUGGGUUCUUUUCAGGGCAGCCUUUGACAAUAUUGGGUUCGACAGGGCCUGUUUUGGUAUUUGAGACUAUAGUGUAUGAAUUUUGCAAGCAACUCAAUUGGGAUUAUAUGUCCUUUAGAUUUUGUAUUGGCACUUGGACGGCGAUAAUCUUGAUCACAUUAGUGGCUAUCGAUGCCAGCGCACUCGUUUGUUACAUCACCAGGUUUACUGAAGAAAAUUUCGCCACACUCAUAGCGUUUAUUUUUAUUUACAAGGCUGUAGAAAAUGUGAUUUCCAUCGGCAAGAAAUACCCAUUAAAGACACGCCCCGACGAGGUUCUCAAUUACGAAUGUUACUGUUUGCCGAGCAAUUACUCCGCAGUUCCCCAGCAUUUUAAUUGGACAACAGUUGAUAAAGACUCAUGCCAGUUGUACAACGGAACUUUGGCGGGCGGCGGAUGCGACACAAAAGUUUAUGUACCGGACGUUUUCUUGAUGUCCAUUAUUUUGUUCUUGGGCACCUUUACAAUAUCAAUCAUUCUGAAAGAUUUUAAGAACUCUCUCUUCUUUCCAUCGAAGGUACGACAAAUUAUAAGCGACUUCUCCGUGAUUAUAGCCAUUUUGUCUAUGUCGUUUCUGGACUACAAAGUAGGCGUAAAGACGCCUAAACUCGAAGUACCUUCCGAAUUUAAACCGACGCUCCCGUCAAGGAACUGGGUUAUAACUCCGUUUAAUGGGAACCCUGUCUGGUCGGCAUUAGUAGCAAUAUUACCAGCUUUAUUAGGCACUAUACUAAUCUUUAUGGACCAGCAAAUAACGGCCGUCAUCGUAAACAGGAAAGAAAAUAAACUAAAGAAGGGAUGCGGCUAUCAUCUAGACUUGUUUGUACUGGCUAUCUUGAUUCAGAUUUGUUCAAUCAUGGGUCUUCCGUGGUUUGUUGCUGCCACAGUUUUAAGCAUAAACCACGUGAAUUCAUUAAAAGUUGAAUCCGAAUGCGCCGCGCCGGGGGAGAAGCCACAAUUCUUAGGCGUGAGAGAACAAAGAGCUACCCAUAUUCUUAUAUUCCUGACUAUUGGGCUGUCUGUUGUGCUGACCCCAGUUCUGAGACAUAUACCAAUGCCUGUCCUAUUUGGAGUAUUUCUGUAUAUGGGGGUUGCAUCGUUGAAAGGACUUCAGUUCUUUGACAGAAUUUUAAUAAUGUUUAUGCCACAGAAAUAUCAACCGGAUCACAUGUUCUUGAGACAGGUGCCCAUUCGACGCGUCCAUCUCUUCACCGCUAUUCAACUCACUUGCCUCGUCUGUCUUUGGGUGAUAAAGUCUUUCUCUUCAACGUCCAUUCUCUUCCCACUGAUGUUGGUCGUGAUGAUAGGCAUCAGAAAGAGUCUGGACCUACUUUUCACCAGGCGCGAACUGAAGAUCCUGGACGACGUCAUGCCAGAAAUGACCAAGAGAAACCAAGAUGAGUUACGCGAGCUAGGAGAUGAGGAACCGAGCAAGAGUAAUCCGCCGGCGUAUGAAGAAAAUUUGCAAAUUCCUCUCAUAAAUGGUAAUAUCAUGAAUAUACCGUUAACGUCCAUUAACAUAUCGGAGGAGGUGAAUAAGACUGGUAUUUGGAAGGACGUUAAUAAUAAAACGAAGAAUAAAAAUGGUGUUAAGGAUAGUAAGCCCAAAACAGGGAAGAAAAACAAUAAGCAUAAAAAGCUGAUGUCCAAAGAUCUCCAAUCGGAGAUAGAAAGGCGGCUAUCCACCAUGGACGAAGUGGAAGAAGACGAUCCCCCAGUAAAGGGCGAUAUCGUAAGGCGGAAGGAAUCUUGGAGUGGCGGAAUAAAAAAAAGUGAUUCUAGGAAAAAUAGCACAUCAGCUGAAACUUCGGUCUAACCUCUUAUCAGUCAAUUUUAAACUUUAUGCCAUUUACCAUUUAGUCCAUUUAUCUUUGUAGAUACUGUGUUAGGCUCAAUCUAUACACGGCGGAAGGAACGUUGUGUCUAUGAAAGCUUUUCUUGAUUUCUAGUAUUUUUGUAUCACGUAGUGCGUGUAUAGAUAGUGCCUUAAAAUGUCAAUGUUUA
Messenger RNA from Cydia amplana, 3742 nucleotides. RefSeq names its product sodium bicarbonate cotransporter 3 (gene Ndae1). The transcript is spliced from 14 exons. Gene Ontology annotation, molecular function: solute:inorganic anion antiporter activity; monoatomic anion transmembrane transporter activity; sodium:bicarbonate symporter activity. Gene Ontology annotation, cellular component: plasma membrane. Gene Ontology annotation, biological process: regulation of intracellular pH; bicarbonate transport; monoatomic anion transport. Bases 30 to 3554 code for a protein of 1174 amino acids. Lineage: Eukaryota; Metazoa; Arthropoda; Insecta; Lepidoptera; Tortricidae. The record is from RefSeq and is a predicted model, not a curated record.